AUGCUUGAAAUCCAUCCUUCCGCUAUCCACAAAAUCGCCACAUGGGAUAAUGACAACAAGUAUGCCAAUGCCCCUGCUCUACCUGCACUGUUCCUCACGCCACUGGAUGUCAGCUAUGAUGAGCAGGUGAUGGACAUAGGUCCUUGGUACAAUGUGGGUCGAGAGUAUCAAAAAUCUACCAGAGGAUGCGAACACGUAGGACUUAAUGACACAAACGUGUUAAUGUCCGAAUUGCUUCCAUUUGUUUCUUGUGUCGUAAAAUUUCAUGACAUGAAUGAAUGGCACAACACCAAUGUACCUUUGCAUCCACUGCUGUUGAUGCUUAUGCCCACUGCCGUCUCUACUCUUUGUCACAACCAUCCUCUUGAAUACGUAGGACUUAACAAUGCAAAGAUGUUAUUGUCCAAAUUCCUUUCUGACAUUGUAUGUACAUCCCUCCUUUUCUUGUGUCUUUUCCGAAUCCCCUUCCCCAUCAAUGUCCUCCAGCCAAGUCAAGCCAACAGUGGUAUGAUGAUGGACAUGUCAUAUGCUUCAGAGGUCUAUGACAUGAGAUGUGAUGUAUGCUCAGGAGGCAUAGGACAUAGGCAGUGGUAUCCAGACCAAUUAUGUAAUGCAUACUACUACAAUGAUCGUUCUGAAAUGAGGAUAAAUAUUGGUUUCUGUAUACUGAACUUGAAUCCAGAUGAUAUCACAUGGUCAAAAACAAAUGCAAACAGACCUACUGCGCAGGAGGAUCAUUCUGAAAUGAGGCUAAAUGAUCAUUCUGAAAUGAGGCUAAAUUCAAAAAUGAAUGCAAACAACUUUACCACCAAGGAGUCCCUACCUAGCUCUGCCACUUCUGGUCCAAAUGACAUGGUUGUUCUUGCAGAUCAUCAUUAG
This is a messenger RNA of Laccaria bicolor S238N-H82, 879 nucleotides long. RefSeq lists its product as uncharacterized. The coding region runs from base 1 to 879 and encodes 292 amino acids. The transcript has 17 exons. The record is from RefSeq and is a predicted model, not a curated record. Lineage: Eukaryota; Fungi; Basidiomycota; Agaricomycetes; Agaricales; Hydnangiaceae.